This is a messenger RNA of Oncorhynchus masou masou (cherry salmon), 4625 nucleotides long. RefSeq names its product leucine rich repeat containing 15 (gene lrrc15). Lineage: Eukaryota; Metazoa; Chordata; Actinopteri; Salmoniformes; Salmonidae. Gene Ontology annotation, molecular function: protein binding. The record is from RefSeq and is a predicted model, not a curated record. Bases 251 to 1963 code for a protein of 570 amino acids. The transcript has 2 exons. Gene Ontology annotation, cellular component: plasma membrane.
UGAGGAAGAGAAACAGACAGAGCACAGGGCAAAGGGGGAAAAGAUUGAUUGAGGAUGAUGAACGUGAUGACAAAGAGCUGAACAAUGUGAGGAUGUGUGGUUCUGGAAGAAACUGGAAUCUCUAAUUAAUUCACAUCUGACAUUUCUGAAGAGGGAGCACAGUGACAAGAGAGGAUACAAGAUAGCAGACACUCCCCACCAACUCAUUUCUCCGUUCACUCAACUGCCAAGCGCUGUACAAGGAGCAUCAAUGGACCUGCCAAUCAACCUCAUCUUUCUCCUCCUCCUUGCCAUCAGUGGAGUUCUUGGAGCGUGCCCAGAUGGAUGUCAGUGCAAAGACAACAAAAUCCUUUGCCAUGGCAGGUCAAUCACAGUGUUUCCCUCCUCAGUUCCUGGUUCCACUACCACCUUCUACAUCUCCAACACCAACAUCACCGCUCUCAAACCUGAUGAUUUGGCUGGUUUUGCCGAGGCCCUUGGCAUCUUUGUGGUCAAAGACACUGGGAUCAGAGAAGUAUUCCCUGGCACCUUUGACCUCACCCAUAACUUGGGCGCCCUGGGUUUCACAGGCACUGAGCUGAAUGACCUGCCUGAGGCCCUGUUUCUAAAUCUGGUGAAGCUGGAAUCUCUGACUCUGAGCGGCAACAAGUUCCUGGUGCUUCGCCCCACCUGGCUCAACUCCCUCGCUGCUCUGAGGACCCUGGACUUCAGCAAGAACCUCAUCACGUCUGUACCAGAGAAGGCCUUUCGCUCUGUCACUCAGCUGGAGCAUCUCACCCUGGCCAGGAACGGCAUCAACCAACUCUACAGGGACACUUUCAGGGGCCUGAGCAAGCUCAAAUCCCUGCGUCUGAACCGGAACGCUCUUAGGGCGAUCCCUGCUGGAGCGUUUGAUGACCUGGUAAGCCUGGAGGAGCUCUCUCUGCAGGAUAAUGCCAUCACUCAUCUCCCCGCUAACCUGUUCUUCCAGCUGCAGAGGCUAAAGAAGCUUUAUCUCUCCAGCAACCGGCUAACUUCCCUCCCAGAGGGGAUUCUCCUCAACCUCCCUAACCUGGCACAGAUCUCCCUGUAUGAGAAUGAGCUCCAGAGUCUGUCCCCUGGAGUGUUCGGCCCCAUGGCCGUGAGGGAGCUGUGGCUGUAUGACAACCGGCUGACCCACCUGGAGGAACACACCUUCAGCAACCUGACCCAGCUGCGUCUGCUGGUACUGAGCCGGAACCAGAUCAGCUCUGUGUCUCCCGGGGCCUUCAGUGGGCUGGCAGAGCUGGGGGAAGUGUCACUACACACCAACCUCCUCACCAGCCUGCAGGAAAGCACCUUCCAGGGGCUGCAUAAGCUGGUAAACAUCUCCCUGGAGCACAAUUACAUCCACUCCCUUCCUGCCAGGCUUCUCCAGGGCCACUCCCACCUUGGCCAGCUGGACCUCCACAACAACUCCCUCCACAACCUGCCCUCAGAGCUCCUCAGCACCCUCACGGUGGCCAAUGAGGUGCUGCUCUCUGAAAAUCCCUGGAAGUGUGACCAGGACAUCGUGCCACUGCGGGACUGGCUGACACGGAACCCCACCAAGGCUAACCUCAGUACUGUGGUGUGCCUCACGCCCUCUGUCUUAAGCGGUGACAGCAUAGCUGAACUGACUGACGAGGAGUUGAUGUUGUCCACUCCGACCGCCGUCCCUGAUAUCACCCCGACAGAGAAGAGGAGGAAGCCCCACACCCCCGCUCCCAAGAGGAGCACCCCCUCCCCUGCUGCAGAGACCACGCCCACCCAGGAGCAAGGGGAGGACACCAGCAGUGGGCAGGGGAACGGAGAGGGUGUGUCCAGGAACACGCAGAUCAUUAUCAUCGCGGUGGUCUGCACCGCCAUCAUCACCAGCCUCAUUGUCUGCUGCGUCUGCUGGAGGAGGAACAACAGAGGCAGCCGCAACCUUGGCCGCAGGAACAAAAACAACUCGGUCAUCUAGACUGGCCCAGAGGCCUGAGAACCACAUAGGAGGUGUACUGUACAGUUAUGCUGAGCAUGCCAGAGCAAACAUCCUGAUGCAGCUGUUCCCAAACAUCUUAGCACAGGAACCCAUCAUGUCUCUAUCAUGUCUCUUCAAGAACUCAUGACCAAGGACAGACUAGCUGGGGCCUGAUCCUUGGGGAACUCUACUUUGAUCGAAUAAGUUAUUCUGAUUGGGAUCCCAUAAUAUUAUAACUUAACAAUUUUGCAAGUCCCUCUUCAGCAAGCUUUCUGAGGUUUGAACAAUAUCUUGCACAAAUAACCAAAAAGAACAUCUCAUAAACCAACAAUAAUCAUCUGGAAAUUGCAUGGAUGGUAUGCACAAAAUGCCAUUCAUAUUUGUUUUGAUACUGGUAAAAAAGUUGAACGUAUACAAAUGAAGUCGGAAGUCACCAUUCAUGUGGGUUGGAGUCAUUAAAACUCAUUUUUCAACCACUCCACAAAUUUCUGGUUAACAAACUAUAGUUUUGGCAAGUCGGUUAGGACAUCUAUCACAAUUCCAGUGGAUCAGAAGUUUACAUACACGAAGUUGACUGUGCCUUUAAACAGUUUGGAACAUUUCUGAAAAUCAUGUCAUGGCUUUAGAUGCUUCUGAUAAGCUAAUUGAUGGAUGUAUUUCAAGGCCUACCUUCAAACUCAGUGCCUCUUUGCUCGACAUCAUGGGGAAAUCAAAAGAAAUCAGCCAAGACCUCAGAAACAAAUUGUAGACCUCCACAUGUCUGGUUCAUCAUUGGGAGCAAUUUCCAAAUGCCUGAAGGUAUCACGUUCAUGUGUACAAACAAUAGUACGCAAGUAUAAACACCAUAGGACCGUGCAGCCGUGAUACCGCUCAGAAAGGAGACAUUCUGUCUCCUAGCGAUGAACGUACUUUGGUGUGAAAAGUGCAAAUCAAUCGCAGAACAACAGCAAAGGACCCUGUGAAGAUGCUGGAGGAAACAGGUACAAAAGUAUCUAUAUCCACAGUAAAACGAAUCCUAUAUCGACAUAACCUGAAAGGCCGCUCAGCAAGAAACAAGCCACUGCUCCAAAACCACCAUAAAAAAGUCAGAUUAUGGUUUGCAACUGCACAUGGGGACAAAGAUCAUACUUUUUGGAGAAAUGUCCUCUGGUCUGAUGAAACAAAAAUAGAACUGUUUGGCCAUAAUGGAGGAAAAAUUGUGAGGCUUGCAAGCUGGAGACACCAUCUCAACCGUGAAGCACAGGGGUGGCAGCAUCAUGUUGUGGGGGUGCUUUGCUGCAGGAGGGACUGGUGCACUUCACAAAACAGAUGGUAUCAUGAGGGAGGAAAAUUAUGUGGAUAUAUUGAAGCAGCAUCUCAAGACAUCAGUCAGGAGGAUAAAUCUUGGUUGCAAAAUGGGUUUUCCAAAUGGACAAUGACCCCAAGCAUACUUCCAAUGUUGUGGCAAAAUGGCUUAAGGACAACACAAUGCCCUGACCUCGAUCCUAUAAAAAACUUGUGGGCAGAAUUAAAAAAGCGUGUGCGAGCAAGGAUCCUACAAACCUGACUCAGUUACACCAGCUCUGUCAGGAGGAAUUGGCCAAAAUUCACCCAAUUUAUUGUGGGAAGCUUGUAGAGGGCUACUCAAAACAUUUGACACAAGUUAACCAAUUUAAAGGCAAUGCUACCAAAUACUGAUUGAGUGUAUGUAGUCUUCUGACCCACUGGGAAUGUGAUGAAAGAAAUAAAAGCUGAAGUAUAUCUUUCUACUAUUAUUCUGACAUUUCACAUUCUUAAAAUAAACUGGUGAUCCGAACUGUCCUAAAAUGCAGGAAUUGUGAAAAACUGAGUUUAAAUGUAUUUGGCUAAGGUGUAUGUAAACUUCCGACUUCAACUGUAUACUGAACACAUGUAAUGUUCAGCAUAGUCUUAUCACACACCUGCUGUUUUUUUAGAAGCUCUUUUUGUAUGAUUUACUGACUGGAAUUAGGCUACUUACUAUGUCAUUUUUCUAUAGUGUAAUCAGUAGAUAAAGGCUGGUUUCAUCUACUUGCAAAUGAUUAUGCUCCAGACACAAAUCAAGUCAAAUGACGGACUGUUAUAUUAAAUAAAUACACUAUAUAGUAGUGAUAUUCUGAAAUACUCAAGAGACAAGUCUUCAUUGUGUGGCACUGUGUGAUAAAGAGCUAUUAUCUUUCCACAACAACAAUGUGUUGAACUGAUGUGGGGGGGAUUCCCGUCUUCUUCAGCCCAUUGUAUUUGGUCCAGUUGUAUAGCAAAAUCACUUGUUCCUCGGGUAAACAUUGAAGUUUUAAGCCGGCCUAUUUGAAUGAGAAGUUAUCACACUAGCCAAAUUUGGUAUGCACCCUGAGUAGGCUACACAAAAAAAGAUUGAUGAUCAUGUUUAUGCCAAUGGUUUGUGAUGGGGUUGGGAGGGUAUCAGAUGAAAAACUCUGCCAUGACCUUGGCACCCAGAGUUUGUGUGUGGGGGAGAUUCUGACUUUAUCCUUGGUACAUUCUAUGUGUUUAACGCAGAUUGAUGGUAUAGGCCUACACUUAGCAUUGAAAUGUAAGCCACCCAUCUAACUGAACACACUUAACAAGAUAGAGAAUAGAUAGAGUUUUGUUGAUGCUGAGAAUGGAAUGUGUUUUUAAAUAUAUGUUUUUAAAUAACAUUCUCUGA